This is a messenger RNA of Arabis nemorensis, 726 nucleotides long. Lineage: Eukaryota; Viridiplantae; Streptophyta; Magnoliopsida; Brassicales; Brassicaceae. The record is from the annotation of a GenBank genome assembly.
AUGGAAACUGGAAACGAUGCUUCGAAGCUUCAGAUCAGAGACGAAGAGCUAUUCCGAGCGGCGGAAUCUGGUGAUGCUUCGUUGUUCAUUUCUUUAUCUCCUCAACAGCUUCCAAAAACUCUCAGUUUCAGAAACGAAGACGGUCGCUCUCUCCUCCAUGUCUCAGCCUCCUUUGGUCAUACCGAGGUAGUCAAGUUGCUGUCAAGUGUAGAUGACUCAAAGACUGUAAUCAAUAGCAAGGAUGAUGAAGGCUGGGCUCCUCUACAUUCCGCUGCUAGCAUCGGCAAUGCUGAGCUCGUUCAAGUCUUAUUGACUAGAGGUGCUGAUGUCAAUGCCAAAAACAAUGGUGGUCGAGCUGCUCUUCACUAUGCUGCUAGCAAAGGAUGGUUGAAUAUCGCUCAGCUUUUACUUACACACGGCGCAAAGAUUAACAUAGCAGACAAGGUCGGUUGCACUCCUCUGCACAGGGCAGCAAGCACCGGAAAGUCAGAACUUUGUGAAUUCCUUAUCGAAGAAGGAGCAGAGAUCGAUGCUACGGAUAAAAUGGGCCAAACUCCACUCAUGCAUGCAGUGAUCUGCGAUGACACACAGGUCGCGUUUCUGCUUGUAAGACAUGGUGCAGAUGUGGAUGUAGAAGACAAGGAAGGCUACACCGUUCUAGGUCGAGCUUCCAGCAGUUUCCGACCAGCACUUAUCGAGGCUGCUAAAACCAUGCUUGAAGGAUAA